GCGCAAUAGAGAGAAAGAGGGAGGCUGAGUUGACAGUGUGACAGACUUUCUCGGGGACUCACUGGAAAUACCUUUGGCCGGGUCGCUGUCAUAAGGCGCCCCUACGUGUUUAACUAGACUCCGGAGGAUUUCAGCCUCGUUGAGAGACCCGCAGCUCACCGCCCAGAGCCCUGCACCCUCCCGCAGCUUUAAAAAGGGAACAAAUAGGACGAGUGGCGCUGCUUCAGAUUCCUCUCUGAUCACAGAGGAUGGGACUGAAUUGAGAAGAAGCAGCGGCAUUGCAGAAGAAAAGAAAAAAAAAAGCUCUGUGGAUAUUUUCAGUAACCAUCAAGUUGGGACUCGUCGACAUACAAAGCUGGGCUUUUAGCAAACGUUUUACCUUCUUACGAGAACAUGGAGAACUGAUCAGAGGUCAGCAGGCGCACAAAAAGGAAGCUCCUCCCUCCCUGUCCACUGACUACAAUGGCGGGGCUCAAACGUCAUCAUGACGGGAAAAUCGCCGGGCUGUAUGAUCUGGACAAGACGCUGGGCCGUGGACACUUUGCUGUGGUCAAACUGGCGCGACAUGUUUUCACGGGGGAAAAGGUUGCCGUGAAGGUGAUAGACAAGACUAAGCUGGACCCGGUGGCACGGGGCCACCUUUUCCAGGAGGUGCGGUGCAUGAAGAUGGUGCAGCACCCCAACGUGGUGCGCCUGUACGAAGUCAUCGACACGGCCACAAAGCUCUACCUCAUCCUGGAGCUGGGAGACGGAGGAGACAUGUACGACUGCAUCAUGAAGCAUGACGGAGGACUCACUGAAGAGGUGGCCAAAUGUUUCUUUGCCCAAAUUGUCCACGCCAUCUCCUACUGCCACCGGCUGCACGUGGUGCACAGGGACCUAAAGCCAGAGAAUGUGGUGUUUUUUGAGAAGCAAGGUGUCGUCAAGCUAACUGACUUUGGCUUCAGUAACCGCUUUCAGCCUGGGAAAACUCUCAACACCUCCUGUGGCUCACUGGCCUACUCGGCUCCUGAAAUACUGCUGGGGGACGAGUAUGACGCUCCUGCCGUGGAUAUCUGGAGUCUGGGGGUUAUCCUCUACAUGCUGGUGUGCGGUCAGCCCCCCUUCCAGGAGGCUAACGACAGCGAGACGCUGACCAUGAUCAUGGACUGCAAAUACACAGUGCCUCCACACAUCUCCCAUGCAUGCCGAGAUCUUAUAGCUCACAUGUUGCAGAGGGACCCUAAGAACCGAGCAACCCUGGAUGAAAUCGGGGGUCACGAAUGGCUUCAAGGUGUCGACCCCUCACCUGCCACCAAGCUGUCCACCCCAUUGGUGUCGCAUCGCAGCCUGUCGGAGGAAGAGCACGGCUCCAUCAUCCAGCGCAUGGUGCUUGGGGCCAUAGCAGAUCGAGACACCAUAACCGAAGCUCUGGAGUCAAAUCAGUACAACCACAUCACAGCUACAUACUUCCUGCUGGCUGAGAGGAUGCUGAGGGACAGGCAAGAGAAGGAGCAGUACAGCCAGACACGAUCGCCCAGCCCCAGCAAGGCCCAGUUCAGGCAGUCCUGGCCCACCAGAGUUGAUGUUCAUCAGGAUGUCAGCGAUGGCUUAGGAGGUCCAGGUAUCUCCCACCCUGGAGGGCCACAGUCCCCAGCCCGCAGUGCUGAGAGCCUCCACAAAGGCCCCAGGCCUAAAACAGCUCUGCUGGACAUCAGCCAGCGUCAGGAGAACAACAGCCUGACACUCAGCCAGCAGCAGCAGCCUGCUCGACAAAACCAGGAGAGGGGGCUCCGGCCUCUGGCAAAGCCUCACUUAAACCCCCUCAGGCUGGGCUCUCUGACCUCAGUAGGCCCCUGCAAACCUCGCAGUCCCAGUCUCUUCAGCGUGGAGGAAGAUGAGGAGGAAGAAGGUUGUGAAGACAAAUUAUCCCCCUCUACACUACCUGCUCAGGUGGUGCUUCGUUGCAAAGCCUCAUCUUCCUCUUCCUCAUCACCCUUAUCGGCUUCUGGUAACCGGCUGACAUCCCGUAUGAGUGCGCCUGUUCUUAACCAGAUCCAUGAGGAGGAUAAAGAGGAAGUGGAAGAGGAGGAGCAGAGCGAAGUGCUUGGACUUGGCCCACCCAAACCCAGCCUCAGUCUCAAUUUGAACUCUAGAAUACCGUCACCAUUAACGCUUAUGUCCUCACCUAAAAUUGUUGGUAUCAAAGCACCGGUUGCUGCUUUCACUCCAAGUCCAGAGACUAGUGAUGAUGACACCGAAAGCCAUAAACCAGACUCUGCUAUUGUAAGUGGACAGGACAAUGAGAGUGAAAGAGGGCAAAUGGAUGGAGAGACAAGGGGGUCAGGGCAGGGCAGCCCUACCAACUGUGCUAGUCCUGGAUCAGGUUCAGGCCAAGGCAAGGGCACAGCCAAAGCUGCUAGCGGCCUGGUGGAAAGCUUAAAGCUGAUGAGCCUGUGCCUGAGCUCUCAGUUCCACAACCUGACAGGGGGGGGAGGGGGAGGGAGUGUGGGCAGCACCAAUGUUGUUGGCGGUGACACCCAAGACCGCCCAAUGUGGAGGAUGUGCAUGGGCGGCUCAACCGGCAGCCUGGAUAAGGUCUCACUACUGGGUGGCCCUUCACCCAGAGGGAACCUGUACCACCCUCAGCCCCCGCUGGGAGACGCGCUGGCAGACCCACUGCUGGAGGGCCCCUGCACGGGCACCCUGAGGCUGGGAGAACUGGACCUGGCCAGGGAGAACCACAGGAACAUAAAGAACCGGGUACUACAGAUGCCUCUGAGCGACAAAACUCUGUCCGUCAACAUCCACAGAAGCCCGAAGGAGGGUCUUCUCUGUACUCCGACCCCACACAGCUGCUGCCAGGUCAUCUAGUGCGCAGACAGCUGCUCCAUCAGCUGCUGCACCUCCACACUCCUCCAUCCUCAUCUACACGUUUAUUCCUUUCAUCUUUGCUUUAGCCUUUGACUCAUGAGUUCACGUUAUUAUUGCCUUUUGUGCUGUUUCCUAUUGUUUAACACUUACGGUGAAUAACCAAGAGAAAUUCCAAAAGCCACCCUUGCACUUUUAGAAACGCGACAAGUCUCCAAGGAGGAGACUGGGUGCCAUGCCAAAUAUGUGAAGCACUUUGAGCAGAUUAAACGGGACACUACGGGGACGUUUUAACCUUCUGGUGUGUUUUUAAAUAAGAGACAUUAAGUAUGGAAACAGGUAAAGGAGGUGCUCACAUCCCUGCUCUUAACACUUCUAUUUAUUGUAUUUACAGACUUUGUGCACAUUCACACACCCACCUUUAUCACUGUCUGAUAAGCUGAUAAAAGGGAAACUUGAUGAGCAGGGUUAGUUCAAGUGUCAUGUUACAUGUUGUCUUUUGUUGUACUUUAUGCUGUUUUUUUUUUUAAUAUCAUUAUUUUUUAAAUUAUUUUUUGAGACAAUCCUUUUAUCUGUUUUUUUAUACUGACUGAAAGAGUGAUGUGACUGUUUUCAUUCAAAUGAGGACUAACAACAGGGUGACCAUGGACAGCAGCACUUAUGUGUUAUGGUGGCACAAAUAUAUUGUAGUCUAUCACUGUUUUAUUUUUCUAUCUCUUAACAUGCUCUGCAGACUCAGAAAGAAAAAAAAACGCACACUCACUUGUCAACUCUCUGCGCUGUUACACGGCAGAGUCUGUACAUAUGUGAAUACCCUCUUAGCAGUACUCUGUACCUGUAGUAUUGGCAGUAAAGUUGUAUUGCAGUAGAAACCUGAAUACUAGAUCCUUCUUCACCAUUGUCCUUCACUCCUACUGGAUAUCCAAGGUUUUGGUUGAACCCAGAGCUUGAGUUGUGUUUUGGUUGCUGAAAAACAAACAAGCAUUUAAAGUCAUCCCAGGAAACAGACUUUAAGGCCGUUAUGCAUAAAGGCAGUUCUUUAAAUUCAAAAUGAAUGCUUCCUGGGUGGAACCUAAACCAUGUAGAUCCAGUAGUCUUCCAGGAUCACGGUAGCCACUGUUGUAGCGUUUUUCCCAAAACAAAAACAACAACUAAGGGGCUUCAGUAGAACAUAAUAACAUCGCCCCUUUAAGUAUCGGUCUGUGUAACUGGAUGUGUGACCCACCCCUAGUGGAAUAUAUAACCUGACAGUGCAUGUGUUUUGCUGUAGCAACCUUAUUCCUACCCACUGAGGUCAAUACACCUACUGUAUCUACCUAAGGAACAGAUUCUAUUGGUCACUUUACUGUAGCCUCACAGCAAUACCAGCGACUGCAAAAUGUACAACAAAAAUGGAUGUGCCAUAAAAAUCUGUCUUGAGCAUAUUGUACCGUAUGUAUAUGAUAGAGAUCUAUUAAAAUGAAACGAUGUGAA
This is a messenger RNA of Labrus mixtus (cuckoo wrasse), 4323 nucleotides long. RefSeq names its product SNF-related serine/threonine-protein kinase-like. Gene Ontology annotation, molecular function: tau-protein kinase activity; ATP binding; protein serine/threonine kinase activity. The record is from RefSeq and is a predicted model, not a curated record. The coding region runs from base 463 to 2853 and encodes 796 amino acids. The transcript is spliced from 8 exons. NCBI's taxonomy places the organism in Eukaryota, Metazoa, Chordata, Actinopteri, Labriformes, Labridae. Gene Ontology annotation, biological process: microtubule cytoskeleton organization; protein phosphorylation; intracellular signal transduction. Gene Ontology annotation, cellular component: cytoplasm.